AGAACACGCAAGACCCGACCGGACAUCUCCGCUUUUCUAUCUGUCAAUUUUGAGGCAAAAAAAAACAAAAAUAUAGAAGAACUGAGGCAGUUUCCGCAAGAAAGGUGCUGCUCGAGCCACGCCCUAUACUCUCUUCCACUCUUCUUCACUGCUCUAUCUCUUUUUGCGCUGCCAUUUUCAUUGCGAUGCCUCGACCGGCAACCGAAGAAGACGACGUUCGAGCGAGCACCACGUGGACCAAUAGCCAGGAUGUUGAGGUGUACGGAGCCGUCGAGCCGACUGACAAAUCCUCGAUGACAACCCUUCAACACCCCGAUGUGACGGCUACCCCAACAAUGCCGAAAAAGGUCUCCUUUGCCGCUGAAGUUGAUGAACAACAAGAGCGUAUCAGUAAAGAGAGUGCUAGACGGGAUGCAUGCUGCUGUAUUCAAUGAUUAUCAUUUCAUACUUCAUUGCCAAUUUUCUAUUUUCUUUUCUAAUAUCUUCAAAAAAUAUUAGCUUAUAAUGAUGAAAACCACAGAUUUCACGGGACCAUUUCAGUGUGCUUUUUGCAUUUCUGUUUUUUUUCUUUUAAUUUUCAACAUUUGAAAACCAAUAAAUGAUUUAACUCUGAC
This is a messenger RNA of Caenorhabditis elegans, 614 nucleotides long. RefSeq lists its product as uncharacterized. Bases 186 to 434 code for a protein of 82 amino acids. The record is from RefSeq and is marked reviewed. The transcript is spliced from 2 exons. Lineage: Eukaryota; Metazoa; Nematoda; Chromadorea; Rhabditida; Rhabditidae.